GGUUGGUGAGUGCAGCUCAACGCUCGUUUCAAAAUCAAAGAAUUUCCACAAUCCGGAGUUGAGCCUUUAUGUAGAACUGUAGUGGUUACUAGCAACAUUUGUUGUACUUCCAUUUAUUCGGCUGUUGGAUUUGGUUGUCUUCUGCCUACUUUUUUUAUUUUGUUUUGGGUUGGAGCUGGCCCAGUUCCAAUUUUCCGGAACGCAAAAAACGUCUCCUUUUUGUUUUUCUCUCUUCACUUUGGUAUCAUCGCCCUGAGCUCCUUGCAUCAACCAUGCAGGCUCUUCAAGCCCCAUCACUUCGAGCUUCCCCUCUAAACCCUCUCCGAAAACCCAAGCUCAAUCCUCAUUUUCCCAAUGUAUCAAGACUCCCGCCCAGGCCAACCAAGAGAUUCUCUUCCAUUACCGCUUCAUCCCCCACCGUUUCUGCUCCCAAGCGCGAGAAGGACCCCAAAAAGCGGGUCGUUAUUACAGGUAUGGGAUUGGUUUCCGUUUUUGGGAAUGAUGUCGAUGCUUACUAUGAUAAAUUGCUGGCUGGAGAGAGCGGGAUCGGACCCAUCGACCGGUUCGAUGCUUCCAAGUUUCCUACCCGGUUCGCCGGUCAGAUCCGGGGGUUCUCUUCUCAAGGUUACAUUGAUGGAAAGAACGAUAGGCGACUUGACGAUUGCUUGAGGUACUGCAUUGUUGCUGGCAAGAAGGCGUUGGAAGAUGCGGAUCUCGGGGGCGAUAAGUUAUCUAAGAUCGAUAAGGAGCGAAGUGGAGUGCUUGUUGGAACUGGUAUGGGUGGUCUUUCAGUGUUCUCUGAUGGCGUUCAAAAUUUGAUAGAGAAAGGUCAUAGAAAAAUAACACCAUUCUUCAUUCCUUAUGCUAUAACAAACAUGUCAUCUGCCUUGCUUGCAAUUGAGCUUGGUUUCAUGGGUCCAAAUUAUUCAAUUUCAACUGCUUGUGCUACCUCCAAUUAUUGCUUUUAUGCUGCUGCCAACCACAUCCGUCGAGGUGAGGCUGAAUUGAUGAUUGCUGGUGGAACUGAAGCUGCAAUUAUUCCUAUCGGGCUGGGAGGUUUUGUCGCUUGUAGGGCGUUGUCUCAAAGAAAUGAUGAACCUCAAACUGCUUCACGGCCAUGGGAUAAGGAUAGAGAUGGCUUUGUAAUGGGUGAAGGAGCAGGAGUGUUGGUAAUGGAAAGCUUGGAACAUGCAAUGAAAAGAGGUGCACCAAUUAUUGCUGAGUACUUAGGUGGAGCUGUUAAUUGUGAUGCUUAUCACAUGACUGAUCCAAGAGCAGAUGGUCUUGGGGUGUCUUCGUGCAUUGAGAGAAGCCUUGAAGAUGCUGGUGUGUCCCCUGAGGAGGUUAACUACAUCAAUGCACAUGCAACUUCUACUCUUGCUGGUGACCUGGCUGAGAUAAACGCUAUUAAGAAGGUGUUCAAGAAUUCGUCGGCCAUCAAAAUCAAUGCAACAAAGUCUAUGAUAGGGCAUUGUCUGGGUGCAGCGGGUGGUUUAGAAGCCAUUGCCACUGUGAAGGCCAUUACCACAGGAUUGCUGCAUCCCUCCAUUAAUCAAUUUAAUCCAGAGCCUUCAGUUGAGUUUGACACUGUUGCCAAUAAAAAGCAGCAGCACGAAGUUAAUGUUGCAAUUUCAAAUUCUUUUGGAUUUGGUGGACAUAACUCUGUUGUGGCAUUUUCUGCCUUCAAGCCUUGAGAGUCUCGACGCUUCUGCAUUUGUUCUUUCUCCUUAGAGGGUCAGCUACACUUAUCCGUUAUCGAGAAUGCCUCAAUCUUGUAGCUUUUCUUGAGCCAAUUUCUGAUGGUCAGUGUUGUAAUAAUUUUGAGUUGAAUUUCUGGCUAGCCCAAGAAUUAUGGUGGACUCAUUUUCUUUUCCCCUUUCAAAAUUCUCUAUUUAUUUAUUAGGCUAAUCAAUCAUCAAGGACAGAUUUUGUUCUGUUCUAAAGUAUGUGGGUGAGUGGGCCAAUCAAUGUCAUAUCAAAUGUCAAGGUGGGAGCUCAAAAUUGUUCAAAAC
Durio zibethinus is the source of this 2012-nucleotide messenger RNA. RefSeq names its product 3-oxoacyl-[acyl-carrier-protein] synthase I, chloroplastic-like. Gene Ontology annotation, biological process: fatty acid biosynthetic process. Gene Ontology annotation, cellular component: mitochondrion. Gene Ontology annotation, molecular function: 3-oxoacyl-[acyl-carrier-protein] synthase activity. The record is from RefSeq and is a predicted model, not a curated record. NCBI's taxonomy places the organism in Eukaryota, Viridiplantae, Streptophyta, Magnoliopsida, Malvales, Malvaceae.